AUGUCCUUCCAGCGUAUUGGCCUGCGCCUUGCGCAGCAGCAGCUACGAUCGCCUUCUUUUCGACCCCUCUUCCGAUCCACCUUCCAGCGACGUCUCGCGAGCAGUGGUGUCCCAAGCCCACCAGGCCAAGGAACAAGCAAACUCGUUGGAACCGCCGACAAUGCCUUCAAUCGUGAACGAGCUGCCGUGAAAGCCCAUGCUGCUGCUACAAGUGACCUCUGGCGUAGACUCUCGAUCUACGUCGUCAUCCCAUGCCUAAUCCUGGCAAGCAUUAACGCCUAUAACCUGUGGAACGAGCAUUGGGAGCAUUGGAGUCACAUGCCCCCUCUAGAAGAGCGCGUUGAAUACCCCUACCAAAACCUUCGAACUAGAAACUUCUGGUGGGGAGAUGGUGACAAGACUCUCUUCUGGAACGAGAAGGUCAACUAUCACAGGAAGGACAAGCAGACCUAA
Fonsecaea nubica is the source of this 453-nucleotide messenger RNA. RefSeq lists its product as hypothetical. Gene Ontology annotation, molecular function: enzyme regulator activity. The transcript is spliced from 3 exons. The record is from RefSeq and is a predicted model, not a curated record. Gene Ontology annotation, cellular component: mitochondrial inner membrane. Lineage: Eukaryota; Fungi; Ascomycota; Eurotiomycetes; Chaetothyriales; Herpotrichiellaceae. The coding region runs from base 1 to 453 and encodes 150 amino acids. Gene Ontology annotation, biological process: mitochondrial electron transport, cytochrome c to oxygen.